AUGAUAUUUGCAAUAAACACUGGCCUUAUUGUUGAUGAAGACUUACGUUUGACAAUAUCCAAGAAUGAGCUUCUACAAAAAUGCGAAAUAUUAUCAGCAGUUGCUACUGUUACAGGCGUUUCUGUUGCACUUGAUGUACCAAUUGGUGAAAUUCUAUUUAGUUUCGAAGAAAUUAGUAAUUAUUUUCAAUGUAAAACUGUAUGGUAAACAUUGUUCUGUUGUAUAAUUGUUGCUCUUAUUGUGUGUACAAUAAAUCCAUAUGAUAACGGCCACACCUCCUCUAAUUUGUUAUUAUUAUAUGAAGUAGCUUUCAAUUUUCUGAAAAAUUAGAUGUCUAAGAAAAAAGCUUGUUAGUGCAGCCCUUUGGGGCUAAAAUGUGGAACUCACAUAUAUCCCUUCGGCUUACUAAAAUUAUUCAAAAUAAUUCAUCUGAAAAAUCUACCCUGAUUUCCAAAACCUAUAAUUAGAUCAUUGCCUAUUUGCACUUAUGUCUGUAAUUGAGUAUUAAUUGUUAGCUCGU
Messenger RNA from Rotaria socialis, 520 nucleotides. The record is from the annotation of a GenBank genome assembly. Lineage: Eukaryota; Metazoa; Rotifera; Eurotatoria; Philodinida; Philodinidae.